AUGCCACCAUUUGAUGUGUUGGGUGUCCCUGGUAAUGAUAAAUUCAAAACAACAGAUCAACUUGUUAUAACAUUGACAUCCAUUAUCUACACGUGCAGUGCUGGUCAUGCCGCAGCCAACUUCCCACAAUACGAUGAAUAUGGUGCUCCAUUCAAUUACCCAUACUAUUUGUCUGGAGUUCCUCCUAAAGACAAGUGUCCAGUCACUGAAGAAACCAUCCUAAUCCUGACUAUUCCAGACAGAGACAUACUUGUACAGGUAAUGACAGUCACAAACGUUCUCAUUGAGAAGGCUACGAAAAGUCUUGGUGAUUUUGAGAAACAGUUUAUUGUGGAUUCAAAAGCAGUAAAAGUUGUUGAAGAGUAA
Messenger RNA from Mytilus trossulus (common blue mussel), 366 nucleotides. Its product is annotated as allene oxide synthase-lipoxygenase protein-like. Lineage: Eukaryota; Metazoa; Mollusca; Bivalvia; Mytilida; Mytilidae. The record is from RefSeq and is a predicted model, not a curated record. The coding region runs from base 1 to 366 and encodes 121 amino acids. The transcript has 3 exons. Gene Ontology annotation, biological process: lipid oxidation. Gene Ontology annotation, molecular function: metal ion binding; oxidoreductase activity, acting on single donors with incorporation of molecular oxygen, incorporation of two atoms of oxygen.